Suncus etruscus (white-toothed pygmy shrew) is the source of this 1666-nucleotide messenger RNA. It is a transcript of the gene SPRYD4, whose product is annotated as SPRY domain containing 4. Gene Ontology annotation, molecular function: protein binding. NCBI's taxonomy places the organism in Eukaryota, Metazoa, Chordata, Mammalia, Eulipotyphla, Soricidae. The transcript has 2 exons. Bases 25 to 648 code for a protein of 207 amino acids. The record is from RefSeq and is a predicted model, not a curated record.
GUGCCCCUAGUUGAGCGUAGCAAGAUGGCGCUGCCCUUUGCUCGGUCGCUGUGCCUGUGCCGCUCGGGAGCCAAACGACUGGGGGUCACCGCCUCGGAAGCCCGCAGAGGAGUCAGUUUUAAGCUGGAAGAAAAAACCGCCCACAGCAGCCUGGCGCUCUUCAAAAACGACACAGGCGUCAAAUACGGCCUGGUGGGCUUGGAACCCAGCAAGUUGGCCCAGAACCUGGAACGUUUCCGUGAGUGGGCGGUUGUGCUGGCCGACACAGCGGUCAGCGGUGGCAGGCACUACUGGGAGGUGACGGUGAAGCGCUCCCAGCAGUUCCGGAUAGGAGUGGCAGAUGUGGACGUGUCCCGAGACAGCUGCAUCGGAGUUGACGAUCGUUCCUGGGUGUUCACCUAUGCCCAGCGCAAGUGGCACACCAUGUUGGCCAACGAGAAGGCCCCUGUUGAGGGCAUCGGGCAGCCGGAGAAGGUGGGACUGUUGCUGGAAUUUGAGGCCCAGAAACUCAGCCUCGUGGACGUGAACCGGGUUGUUGUGGUCCACACGCUAAAGACAGAUUUCCGGGGUCCUGUGGUGCCUGCGUUUGCCCUUUGGGAUGGAGAGCUCCUGACCCACUCAGGAUUAGAGGUGCCCGAGGGCCUCUAGGUUCUGUAGCACUGGAGCCCAUAAUUCAUUCUUGGCCAGUCUCCUGCUGCAUCAGAAACCUUUUAAUAUUAUCUCAAGCAAUCUAUAGUUUCCUCAAUUCAGCGUGCAAUAUCUUAGUCAUUUUCCUUUCACCUAUCCUAUGGCUGGGCACAACAAUCCUGUCCCCUCCCGCAAAUGGCCAGUUUCUUAACUACCAUGAGUGUUUUUUUUUUUUUUUUUCUUGACUUGCUUCCUCUGCCUCUCUAUCUCUGUGCCCAGACCUUUCUCAGUCUGUAUUCUCCAGUCUAGGAUCAGACCUUUCAGCUUGGUUUGAGUUUAAUCCAUCACUAUACUUCUCCCUCUUUGUUCAUAUAUAACUUGUUUUUGGAGCUCUACCAAAUCUCUCCAGAGCAAAUCUUUUCUACCUCCGGCUAGAUGAGCAGUAUAGCCCAAGGGUUGGCCCAUUCUCUAUCACAGUUUGGGGUCUGGCUACUCAGAAGUGCUUUACUUUAUCAGAGGAAGAACAGAGCUGUCCUUCCCCGGUACCUCAGUGCCACACUUUUAGCCCCACAAGUUGCAAUUGUCCUUAUAGCUAUCCCUUCGCCUUAACACCUCUGACACCUGGUCAGUCUGUUAGAUUCAUUGGGCCAGUUACAACCAUGACCAAGGGAGAAGAGACACGAGGGAUAGUGAGGGGUCUCAGAACCUUAAUUCUUGAGGAGUUCCAUCUUCGUUUCUGCUACAGUUAGAACUUCCCGAGGGAGGAGGAAGGCCUGAGGUCUUACAUAAACCAUUCCUAGGCCUGCCCAGACCCAAACCCUUGUCCCUAUUGGCAGCAGAACACAUUUAGCCUAAGGCAGUAUUUGAGGUUAAGGAGGAUCUGGUGGGUGAGUGAGCAUGAAAUAUGUAUUGUUUAAACGCUGAUCCUAUGGUUCUAUUUUAUUCUACACCUUUCUGAGGUGACACAGCUAGAUGGUACUUAGAAAAAAUGAGUUUAGCAAAAAUGAUUUGUGUAAUUAAAGUUUAUUUGAACACAAAA